Molecule: messenger RNA, 1593 nt
Organism: Carlito syrichta (Philippine tarsier)
Lineage: Eukaryota; Metazoa; Chordata; Mammalia; Primates; Tarsiidae
Product: ubiquitin carboxyl-terminal hydrolase 17-like protein 6
Exons: 1
Coding region: 1-1593 (530 amino acids)
Biological process (GO): regulation of apoptotic process; protein deubiquitination
Cellular component (GO): cytosol; nucleus
Molecular function (GO): cysteine-type deubiquitinase activity; cysteine-type endopeptidase activity
Source: RefSeq, a predicted model, not a curated record
AUGGAGGCUGCUUCACCCCGCUUGGGAGGCGAGUCUCAGCUCAAUGUCUUUCUGGAACUCCAGCCUUCCCGGCCACAGCCUGCUGAUGCUCAAGUCCACUGGAGCCCUUAUCUUCAUGAGAACUCAUUGUGGUCCACUAAGGCAGAUCUCAGCCUGCUUUAUGAUGCAACGCCGGUGGCAACGCAGCUGGCUCCCAGGGAUAAACUCCCACUGAGUUGGAAGAGACCUUUUGGGGCUGGCGCUGGCCUCCGGAAUAUGGGAAACUCCUGCUACAUGAAUGCGGCCCUGCAGUGUCUGACGUACACACCGCCCCUGGCCAACUACAUGCUGUCCCAGGAGCACUCGGAAGCCUGUCACCGGCAGGGAUUUUGCAUGCUGUGUGCUAUGCAGGCUCACGUUACUCGGGUCCUCCACCAUCCUGGCGACGUUAUCCAGCCCUCGUGUGCACUGGCUGCUGGCUUCCACAGGUACAAGCAGGAAGAUGCCCAUGAAUUUCUCAUGUUCACUAUGGAUGCCAUGAAGAAGGCAUGUCUGCCUGGGCACAGGCAGUUCGAUGGUCACUCGGAGGAUGCCACCCUAAUCCAUCAAAUAUUUGGAGGCUACUGGAGAUCCCAAGUCAAGUGUCUCCACUGCCAUGGCAUCUCAGACACCUUUGAGCCUUACCUGGAUAUUCUAUUGGAUAUCCAGGCAGCUCAGAGUGUGAACCAAGCCCUGGAAAAUUUGGUGAAGCCCGAACAGCUGGAUGAAGAAAAUGCCUAUCAAUGCAGCGUUUGUCUGCAGAAAGUGCCUGCUUCAAAGAGCUUGACGAUGCACAUUUCCUCGAAGGUCCUCAUCCUUGUACUGAAAAGGUUCUCGGAUUUCACAGGCAACAAAAUUACAAAGGAAGUGCAAUAUCCUGAGCGUCUCGACAUGCAGCCAUACAUGUCUCAGCAGAACCGAGGAUCGCUUGUCUACACCCUCUAUGCUGUGCUGGUUCACGCAGGGUGGAGCCGUCACAACGGACAUUACUUCUCUUACGUCAAAGCUGGGAACGGCCAGUGGUACAAAAAGAAUGACGCUAAGGUAACUGCCUGUGACAUCACUUCUGUCCUGAAUCAACAAGCCUAUGUCCUCUUUUACAUCCAGAGGGGUGAAUUGGAAAGGGACAGGACGGGCGUGUCAGCAGGCGGGGAACUGAGCGUCCUUGGGGCCGAAGACAACGACGUGGGAGCACCCCAAGGAGAGCUCGAAAGAGACUCUGACAUCGCGGGUCCUGGGUCUGAGGAGCACCUGGAGAAAGCAGCAACCAAAGAAGUCACCUUAGACCAGUGGAAAAUCCUCCAAGAACAAAACCGGCCUAAGCCUGUAUUCGACCUGAGAAAAACAGAAUGCACCCUGCCUUCCAAUGCAGUCGUGAUUCACCCGUCGAAGUUCAAGGGUGGGUCGAACAAGAAUCAUCCUGAACGGGAAAACCAGCUGGUGGACAAACUGCCCGGGGCCAGAACCGGUCUGGGGCCUGUGAACACUGGCAAACUCUCUUUUCAGGGAGAAAGGGCUCGAAGGGCCAAGAGGAAGAACAUGCAGGGCAAGAGGACUCUGGUUCUGUUCCGGUGA